Molecule: messenger RNA, 174 nt
Organism: Oppiella nova
Lineage: Eukaryota; Metazoa; Arthropoda; Arachnida; Sarcoptiformes; Oppiidae
Source: the annotation of a GenBank genome assembly
AUGGAUGAAACACGUGACACAUCCCUGACUAAUGAUGAAGGGAAGUUAGAGGUGGCUAACCCGGAGCAUAUAAAGCUAAAAGUGGUGGACCAGGCUCAUAAUGAGAUCCACUAUCGGGUCAAAGUGAGCGCACAGUUCGCCAAACUCAAGAAGUCCUACUCGGAAAGGGCUGGU